Molecule: messenger RNA, 8498 nt
Organism: Coregonus sp. 'balchen'
Lineage: Eukaryota; Metazoa; Chordata; Actinopteri; Salmoniformes; Salmonidae
Source: the annotation of a GenBank genome assembly
AAGCAUGCCAUCAUCCUUCGAGGGUCCUCAUGGGAAGAUAGUGUACAAACUGGAAGCCAAGCUGGUCAGGGGUUGGCUAAAGACACGCGACCUAGUGAAGGAAAUCACCUUUGUCUCCAAGGCUGACUUGAACCAUGUCCUACUAAUGGUGUGUAAUCUGUGCUACCAUAAAACUUCAAUUAAUAGCCCAGGCGUUUAUUUGCUUCAAUCACAGAACACAACCAGCGCUUAUUAGAGCCAGGCGUCUAUUUCCUUAAUGCAGACAGCUUUUGCUCAAUAAAAUGUUGAAGACUACCACACUGUUUGUGACCAGUAUGACCAGUAUAAACAUUAUAAUAAUAAUUCCAUCGCAGAUCAGACUUGCAAAGACUAGGCUGACUAUCAUACACCCCCGAUUUCACACUUCAGCACCAUUCUCUCACUUGUUGCGCCCCUUUGUGCCUUGUAUCUCCGGUAGUUGAGCCGACCAUGUCAAAUGACACUGCUGUCUCGUCCAAUGAUGUUGCUCUCCUUUAUCUUCUUUAUGGUACUCACUGAAGUUCACUCAUAAACAAUUCAUUUAGACCCAGUGUUUAUUUGAAACAGGCGUUUAUUUGCUGAAAUGUGUGCCGAUGCCCGUCUAUUAAAAAAAGGGACAGGCGGCUAUUUGAGACUCAGCGUUUAAUUGAAGUUUUAUGGUAAUCUAGUCCAUUUUAUUAUUCAUUACAUGUGGGAAAUAGGAUGGAUGGAUGUAAGGUGUUAUUCAUCACAUACAGUGGGGGAAAAAAGUAUUUAGUCAGCCACCAAUUGUGCAAGUUCUCCCACUUAAAAAGAUGAGAGAGGCCUGUAAUUUUCAUCAUAGGUACACGUCAACUAUGACAGACAAAAUGAGAAAAAUAAAUCCAGAAAAUCACAUUGUAGGAUUUUUAAUGAAUUUAUUUUCAAAUGAUGGUGGAAAAUAAGUAUUUGGUCAAUAACAAAAGUUUCUCAAUACUUUGUUAUAUACCCUUUGUUGGCAAUGACACAGGUCAAACGUUUUCUGUAAGUCUUCACAAGGUUUUCACACACUGUUGCUGGUAUUUUGGCCCAUUCCUCCAUGCAGAUCUCCUCUAGAGCAGUGAUGUUUUGGGGCUGUCGCUGGGCAACACGGACUUUCAACUCCCUCCAAAGAUUUUCUAUGGGGUUGAGAUCUGGAGACUGGCUAGGCCACUCCAGGACCUUAAAAUGCUUCUUACUAAGCCACUCCUUCGUUGCCCGGGCGGUGUCUUUGGGAUCAUUGUCAUGCUGAAAGACCCAGUCACGUUUCAUCUUCAAUGCCCUUGCUGAUGGAAGGAUGUUUUCACUCAAAAUCUCACGAUACAUUGCCCCAUUCAUUCUUUCCUUUACACGGAUCAGUCGUCCUGGUCCCUUUGCAGAAAAACAGCCCCAAAGCAUGAUGUUUCCACCCCCAUGCUUCACAGUAGGUAUGGUGUUCUUUGGACGCAACUCAGCAUUCUUUGUCCUCCAAACACGACGAGUUGAGUUUUUACCAAAAAGUUCUAUUUUGGUUUCAUCUGACCAUAUGACAUUCUCCCAAUCCUCUUCUGGAUCAUCCAAAUGCACUCUAGCAAACUUCAGACGGGCCUGGACAUGUACUGGCUUAAGCAGGGGGACACAUCUGGCACUGCAGGAUUUGAGUCCCUGGCGGCGUAGUGUGUUACUGAUGGUAGGCUUUGUUACUUUGGUCCCAGCUCUCUGCAGGUCAUUCAAUAGGUCCCCCCGUGUGGUUCUGGGAUUUUUGCUCACCGUUCUUGUGAUCAUUUUGACCCCACGGGGUGAGAUCUUGCGUGGAGCCCCAGAUCAAGGGAGAUUAUCAGUGGUCUUGUAUGUCUUCAAUUUCCUAAUAAUUGCUCCCACAGUUGACUUCUUCAAACCAAGCUGCUUACCUAUUGCAGAUUCAGUCUUCCCAGCCUGGUGCAGGUCUACAAUUUUGUUUCUGGUGUCCUUUGACAGCUCUUUGGUCUUGGCCAUAGUGGAGUUUGGAGUGUGACUGUUUGAGGUUGUGGACAGGUGUCUUUUAUACUGAUAACAAGUUCAAACAGGUGCCAUUAAUACAGGUAACGAGUGGAGGACAGAGGAGCCUCUUAAAGAAGAAGUUACAGGUCUGUGAGAGCCAGAAAUCUUGCUUGUUUGUAGGUGACCAAAUACUUAUUUUCCACCAUAAUUUGCAAAUAAAUUCCUUAAAAAUCCUACAAUGUGAUUUUCUGGAAUUUUUUUCUCAAUUUGUCUGUCAUAGUUGACGUGUACCUAUGAUGAAAAUUACAGGCCUCUCUCAUCUUUUUAAGUGGGAGAACUUGCACAAUUGGUGGCUGACUAAAUACUUUUUUCCCCCACUGUAUGUGUGAAAGUGGAUGGUUGGAUGUACAGAUCCCGGUUAGGUUUCCUUGUGUCAUACUAUUAUAGAACAUAAUGUAAUUUCCUUAUCCUGCGUUCCAGUCUCCUCAGCAUGGUGUGAAGAACAAGUCAGUUGGUAUAUUCACCUCAGGACAUGUCACCAUGGAUGUCCACGUUGAAAGGAUGGGUUAUAUGCCAGGUAAUGUAUCAACAUGAAGGGCUAGAACUUGAUACUGAAAAAUAUGCUCUGUUUCAGAGGGACUAUGAAACGAGCUCUCAUAAGUGUCCUGAUCACACAAUUAACUUUCACAUACAAGGCUUAGUCAAUAUUUAUAAUGCCUUCAACAUAACUGUACAGGACCUGUGCCAAUGCACUGUUGUGUUGGUUAUUUGAAAUAUCAGACUGUCUUUAAUUUUGUGGUGGCUUCUUCCACUCUAGGUGAGAUGGUGAAUAUCUGUGCAAACAUCAAGAACAACUCCUCCCGUGACCUUAAGCCCAAAUUCAGUCUGAAGCAGAAAAUGACUUUCAUUGCUACUGGCAACACAAAGAUUGCAGAGCAGACAGUCUGCAAAGUAGUCAGAGAACCUAUCCCGUCCAACACCCGACAAAGUGUUGCUGGGUCAUUGAAGAUACCUGCUGACCAGGACUUGUCCAUCCUGAACUGUAACAUCAUAAGAGUAGAGUACAUACUAAAGGUACAUCCAAGUGUCAGGACAAUCACUUCAUAUUCCUAGUAUUAGACAGAAAGGUAACGCUUUAACGAUAAGCUUUAUGCUCAAGUGAUGCAUAUUAACUUGACAUUCGUAGUCACUAACACACGGAUCUCCCAUUGACGGUAGUGCAAAAAGGCAGGUCAGGCAUGUGCAUCUCAAGUUACGAUUUGGCUAAAGAGAUUUUGAUGAAUUCCCAAUACUCCUCCUUAACAUGCUGUUUGUUUUACAGGUAUACUUGGACGUUCCUCUUGCCACAGACCCUGAAGUCAAGUUUCCAUUGGUUAUUAUCCCUUCCUUCUUUCGGUCUGACCUAUCACCAGGCAGGCCUGUCCUCGGGUUUGAAAAAUUCGCGAAAGGUGGUCCAAGCAACAGUGACUUCCCUUCUGAUACAGCCUUUGGACCACAUUCUCCUGCCUCGAGUCCAGGGGGAAGCCUAUAUCGGUCUGUCCCACCAGUGUACUCUACCGCUGUAGCCAUGGGAGGAAGUUAUCACCCUGACCCACAGCAAACAUACCCAUACCAAACUCGCCUGUUAAUGCAUCCACCUCCAACUGCGCCACCAUUUCAUGCACCCCUGACUGCCCCGAUGAUGCUUUCACACACCUCUCCUCAAGAGACAGACCAACCCCCGUCGUAUUGUUCCCUCUUUCCUCCGUCAGCGACUGAAACAUAUCACCCUGAUACACCAUAAACACUCAUCUUUGACAGACGCGAUGCAACUGAUCCACUCCCAGUGUGUCAUUGUUGCACACACCAACAGACCUGUAAACAGUAUGUUAGUGAACGAACAAAAUGCCAGGUUUAAGUCAGUGUUUCAAGUCUAUAUCAUUUGUUUGUGUGUUUUGAACCAUAAAGAUUUUUUUUUUAGACCUGCUUUUGAGUUCUGUCUUCCAGGAUUUGUGUCUGAUGCAACAUUUAUAAAAAAUAUAUUUUUUUUUAAUGUAAUGCUCAGAUCACUCAUAUGGUGCCUUCUUGACUGCCUUUAUGAAUUAAUGUAAACGUAAUUUUUUUGCAAACAUUUUUUGACUCCAGGUUUGCCACCACAGUGCCCUUCAUUUGUUAAUGCAAAAUGCAUGCAGCAUUAAUUGCUCAGUAUUGUUGUGAUUUAAACCCCUGUACCAGGACACCUUUGCUAACACACAUUUGGUACCAAUGAUGUAUUCACUGAGAAAAUACAGUAUUGCACUACUACUGCUGUUGUUGUUGUUUAACUAAUUAAAUAUAUCACAGGAGGGAUAGGCCUACCCUCAUUUCAUUUAUUUAUUUACAGUGCGUGUGAUAUUGCAUUGUUUCUAUUCUAUUAUUAUAUAGGCUACAGGGGCAGACUCCUGUUACCUAUCACAUUCUUUGUUCACAGUUUGUUUAUGUCAGACAUUUUCAAGUCUGUUUCAUGUUAGCCUUCCAAUCAUCAUUAUUAGAUCAAUAUUCGGUUGCUGUUAGUUUUGCUGGCAUAUGACCUACUCCACAUAAAUGGCAAUUAUAAAUUGUAGCUGUUUGUGCGAUUUAAUUAUGUGGUAUGCUAGGUAACCAGCUCUGAUUGGACGCAUGAAGUUCAGUUCACACCCCUCGCCCCUGUGGGGAACACAUCUCGACUCAACACACUAACGCACACAUCUAGGCUGUUGCCACGGGAUACGGUACUGCACUACUUGUCAUGGGGAACAGGGUUUUGGGUCCCUGGGUUUUCAUUCUCGUUUUCCACGGUAAGAACUUGUAAGAAAUUUACUAGCUAUAUGUAGUUUAAUGGGGGAAAUGUGUUGUUUUUCUCUUAUUUUUCUAUACUAUAAAAUAUUUUAAGUUAGCUAGUUUUCUGGUUUAGACUUAACAAUAUUGUUUAUAGUUAGCUAGCUUGUUUGCUAACGUUGCAGUAGUGUGCAUGCAUCCACACUUGUUUUUAGCUAGCUAGAUAGUUACUGUAGCAGCUCAAAAGUUAGCUAUACAAGUAUAAAGUAAUCUAUUACAGCUAAGUUAAAUCGAAUUUUAGUGCGAGGAAGCUUGUUGUUGUAAAGCUGUAAUUCAGCAAUUAGCUACUGACUGACUCGACUUCACAGAGUAACGUGACAGCUAGGGACACCCAUUAAUAGGUUCCACCUCGGGUCGCGCCAUUGUUGUGAACGUUCUCAAGCCGCCCUCUACCGGCGGCGCAAUAGAGGGGUCCUAAAGUCGUGAUAAACCCAGUCAUUCUGGACGGAGGCUAACGACUGUUAAGUCAAAAUUACACUAUAGUGCCUGGAAAUACGAUGACAUUGCUAAAGUAGUCAAAUAUUUAGUAGGAAACAACUUUGCCAGCAUUAUCAUGUCGUCAAAUUUACUUUAGACAAAUGGCAAUGUCAUUAGCUAGCAAAGUUCGUCAAAAAAUAGCUAGCAAUUCGAACGUUAGCUAGCUAACGUUUAUUAAACAUAUUUGGUUGUACUGCAUCUAAAGUCAAUCUGGCGACAUCAAAAUGAUGACAAAAGGUUUUACUACUAAUUAAUUGCCUUUCUUUUAAUGUCAUUGUAUUUCCAAACCACUGUAAUGCACUUUUGAUUAAAUCUUCAUCAGUGCUCAAUAAUAAUGCAUUGAGUAGAAUGCUCAGACAGGCAUCAAUCCAAAACGAAUGUUCAAAACAAUAGUGACGUAACUUGCAAUCCAUGAAUAGCUACCAAAACACAACAUGGGAAUAAUCCCUCCAUGGGCCAGGACAUUGUUAUUUAAUCAGUUCAUAUUACAAAAAAUUGUCUAGUUUAUAACAUGGCUGUAAACCAGAGCCUUUUAGCCCUGAGCCUACACCUUAUAGCCUACCUUGUCUGACCUGGACACAUUUGUUUGUCCAAGGAGCUUCUUUCCUUUCAUAGGCUAAUGCACUGUAAUGUUAUAUUAUACUGUUUUCUCCCAUAGAGGUGGCUGGCUUUAGCAUCAGGAAUGAGCUGCUGGGUAAGUGUGUGCAGGUCCUGGUCCAGGAUGGGCAUCCCGGGGGCAGGGUGGUGCUGGGGGAGUGCAUCCCUGGCUCAGCGCUGCAGGAGUGGCAGUGGCUCCCUGAGCGCCUAGCCCUGAGCAGCCGGCUCACAGGAGAGUGUCUGAGUGGCCAGGAGCAUGAUCUGAGUGUCCGACUGCACUACUGUGGCCCUGGGAAUGAGGAGGGAGCUGGGGCUGCAGGUGGCGAGGUGGGCAGGGAGGGCCAGGCAUGGGCCUGCUCUAAGAAGGGCCACCUCGCACUUCAAGGAAAGGGGCUCCACCUCAACGCUCGUCACGUAUCCUCUAAGCUGUCUAAGAUCUUCCUCUCUAAAGAGCGUGGGCAGGCCAGCAAGUGGAGAACGCUGGGCAAACAUACUGUGUGUGGUGAUAGAGACAGCCAUCACCACCACCAUCGCCACAGGUCCACACAAACUGCUGCUCUGCCCCCCUCAACAAGUGCCCCUUCCAAUACAAACAGCCAACCAGAGUCGAGUAAGAAGAACCGUCGGCUAGGGUCCCAUCAUAGAGAAGGGAUGUGCAUAAUGUCAUCCUUCAGUAGCUUUCAUUAUAGAUCUCAUUCAUUCUCAUCAUACUGUGGGCUAUCUGUAACUGCCAUUUUUAUCGGUUGUACAUUUCCUCGCUGUCAAGCUCUGAAUUACAUUAACACAACUGUACUUGUACGCUACAUGUCUUGGGUCAUAGUCACUGUUAUUUCCAUUGUCUCCUAUGCAGUGUCUACCAAACAAAGUCUUAAGUUAUUCUGUCAGUAUUUGUUCUACCGAUCUUUCAUUUGCCAUAGAAAUACAUUAUAACAAAGUCACUUUUUCUUAUCUGCUUUGAGAAUACCUUGGUUCGGUCAGUGUCUUAGGCUUAAUAGUGGGUGAUCCAAAUGCUGUCUCAGCAUGGUCAGAUACCACUAGUUCCAUCAGGGAUUGGAUUUCCACUGUCCUUGCUGGCUAAAUCUCAUUCCGCUAAGUGCUCUCCAAUAUUUAGGGUCCUAAUAUGGGCUGGUUGCCAGCAAGUCCAUAACUCUUCACUUGGGGCUCCUCCCUACACCAGUCCUAUGGGGCACUAGUCUAGACCUAUGUGUAUGUCUUUUGAUUCAAUUCAAUCUCAUAAUCCUCAGUUAAGUAUUUUGGUCUGGCUUUGGUAAGAUGGCAUACUAAUUGAUGAAGAGGUUAAUAAAACAAAGGAGCUAUGGCUUUGAGAGAAUAACUAGGGUGUUACUCCUGUGUUAUUACACUCUAAUGCUGAUGUGAUGCCCCCCCUCCAGUUCCAGGGGAUGGUGUGGUUGCCCCUAACACCACUGGAAUGGACCCUGGGACCGAGCUCUCUCAUCUGGCUGAAAGCAUCACGGGCCUUGAGGGCCCCUCAAUUACAUUCUUCACCGCUGAGUAUGGUGAGUUGGGAAACCUAUUGCCGGAGGGUUGUGGAAGGAAGACUAUAACUGCUUUCAAAACAAAUCCAGGAGCAAAACACAUUUCUCUGCCCAGAUGGGCUGUGGGUCCUUCUACUAUGUGCCUUAUCUACCACACGGUGGCGCUAGAGGAGAGAGAAACUUACAUAGGAAUCUGUAGAGUGGGUGUAUUGAUGUAUAAGCCCACUCAGAUAACUCCAGUUUCUAAAGGAAAGCGUUUGUUCACUCUGAACUGUCGAUUAUGGGAGUUUCUGAGAGUUUGUCCAUCUCUCUCUCUUUGUGUGUGUUAUAGGGUUUGGCUGGAAAGUGACCAUGCUGGUGCUGAGCUCUCUGGCUCUGGUGCUGGGGACUAUCAUACUCUUCCUCAACAUCCACCACAACAGGUGGGUGCUUAUAUUUCUCCUAUUUCAAACAUGUACAAGUGUGUAUUAAUACACGUGUGAAUUGGAAAUGUGUUUUUUCCAAUUAAGGUUAAGUGCCUUGCUCAAGCGCAAAUUGACAGAUUUUCUUUCACCAUGUAACCGCUAGACUAACCUGCCCACUGCACCACUACUGGUCUACUGACAAGGGGCCUAAGGGGAAAUGCAACUUGCCAGUAAUACCAUAAACAUACAUUUUGGAUCCAGUAUUAUGAAAACUACAUUCAAGAAUUAUCGAAUUUCCCUCCUGAAUGUGAAUUAUGCUCCAAAGAUCCUGUGGUUAGGAAGAUUUUUUGAACAACCCAGAACUACAACUUCAUCACAUACAACUUUUUAAAACGACAAUAACCACAACUUCCCACACAGUUGCAAAACUACAAAUGAGAACUACAAAUGAAUGAUUUCUCUCUCCCAGGAAGAAGAAGGUGGUGUGUAUGCUGAAGUCGUACACUCCUACAGGGGUGGUGAGUCAGCCGGGGUCCCCCGUGCUCAGUGAGAGAGCCCCCCUCACGCAGCACCCCAUGCGGCCGGCCCACUCUCCCUCCCUACAGCGAGGAGAGAUCUUGAUCAAGUGGAAGGACGGUACAGUCACCCCGCUGUUCGACAGCUACCUGACUGACUGAAGGACAAAUGUGUCUGUGUGUGUGUGUGUGUCUUUGUG